Molecule: messenger RNA, 312 nt
Organism: Echinococcus granulosus
Lineage: Eukaryota; Metazoa; Platyhelminthes; Cestoda; Cyclophyllidea; Taeniidae
Exons: 2
Coding region: 1-312 (103 amino acids)
Source: RefSeq, a predicted model, not a curated record
AUGUUUGCUUGCGCUCCUUUGCGUAGGAGUAUUUCAUCAAAGGCUGCUCCUUCCCAUCGCUGUGUGGACAGCAUGGUGCAGAAGUUAAGCACACAAGUAUUGGUGGUGUGGGUGGGCCAAAUCACCAAAACGUGGAUUGACAAUGGAGAACCAAUGAGUGAAGAGCAAAGUGUUGGCAGGGGAAAACAUAGGCAACACAUUUCUGCUUGUGUGGAAAUCCAGCAGACAUACACAUGUCAGGAGACCUCUCCUCUUCCACAUUCAAUUGCGCCUAUCUCGACUCGGCAAGGGGUAUCGACUUCUACAAUGUAA